CUCUCAUAACCCUUGACGCACACUACAAGCUUUCUUUCCUCAGCUUAUCUCGACUCCAAAGUCAUGGACUUGAAGAAUACUUCCCCAUUUUUCUUCUUUGCCCUAUUGAUCUCUGUUACCAAAGCCCUUGAUCCUUCUUGUGUCUCCCAAUCUGACGGCUCCGAUGACAUCUCCAUCAUUCCCACCUACAGCAAAUGCUCUCCCUUCUCCCCACCCAAAACAGACUCUUUGGUCACCACUGUCCUCAACAUGGCCUCCAAAGAUCCAGCUAGGGUUAACUACUUGUCAACCCUAGUGGCCCAAAAGACCACCUCUGCUCCGAUUGCUUCAGGCCAGCAGGUCCUCAACAUUGCCAACUACGUGGUCCAGCUCAAGCUCGGUACCCCGGGUCAACUCAUGAACAUGGUCCUAGACACUAGCAACGACAUUACUUGGGCGCCAUGUUCCGGCUGCACGGGGUGCUCCUCUACCACCUUCUCACCCAACUCAUCGAGCACAUAUGGGUCACUUGAAUGCUCUGUGCCCGAAUGUGCUCAAGCUCGCGGACUCUCGUGCCCGGCCACUGGGUCUACUGGGGCCAAUGUUUGCUUCUUUAACCAAUCGUACGGUGGAGAUUCAUCAUUUUCUGCCACCUUAGUGCAAGAUGCUUUGAGAUUAGGUAAAGAUGUCAUUCCCAAAUACUCUUUUGGUUGCAUCAAUUCCAUCUCGGGUGGGUCCGUCCCUUCUCAAGGGUUAUUAGGCCUGGGUCGCGGAUCCAUGUCGUUACCCUCACAAUCCGGGUCGCUCUACUCGGGUGUGUUUUCGUAUUGUUUACCAAGUUUCAAAUCAUACUACUUUUCGGGGUCACUCAAGCUUGGCCCGCCAGGCCAGCCCAAGGCAAUCCGGACCACCCCACUUCUAAGAAACCCACGCCGUCCGUCACUGUACUAUGUCAACCUGACCGGAAUCAGUGUGGGCCGGGUUCUCGUACCGAUUUCCCCAGAGCUUCUAGCAUUCAACCCUAACACCGGGGCGGGAACAAUCAUAGACUCGGGCACAGUCAUAACUCGAUUCGUGCCACCCGUCUACACGGCACUCCGCGACGAAUUUAGAAAACAAGUGAAUGGAACAUUUUCGUCAUUGGGAGCCUUUGACACUUGUUUUUCUGCCACCAAUGAAGUUGUGGCCCCAGCCAUUACGUUUCAAUUCACGGGGUUGAAGUUGACACUGCCAUUGGAGAACAGCUUGAUUCACAGCAGCUCAGGCUCACUGGCUUGCUUAGCGAUGGCGGCAGCUCCCAAUAAUGCGAACUCGGUGUUGAACGUGAUAGCCAAUUUGCAGCAGCAGAACCUUAGAAUUUUGUUUGACGUUGCCAACUCUGUCGUUGGCAUUGCUCGUGAGAGUUGUAAUUAACUAGUUACGUCGGGUUUCUGGUGUUUUGUCUCUUUGUGUUGUAUUUAAAUUGUCGCAAUGCAAUAUAUAUAGGUGAUGGCUUGUGACAAAUAAAAAUGCAGGAUAAGCCCUGCUGGUGUUGAAUUUGGAGAUGGUGUGUAAGCUGUUAAUAAUUACUGGGAAGAGAACUUAAUUAUUGGAGUU
Messenger RNA from Pyrus x bretschneideri (Chinese white pear), 1575 nucleotides. Its product is annotated as aspartyl protease AED3-like. Lineage: Eukaryota; Viridiplantae; Streptophyta; Magnoliopsida; Rosales; Rosaceae. Gene Ontology annotation, biological process: proteolysis. The coding region runs from base 64 to 1392 and encodes 442 amino acids. Gene Ontology annotation, molecular function: aspartic-type endopeptidase activity. The record is from RefSeq and is a predicted model, not a curated record. The transcript has a single exon.